Messenger RNA from Eruca vesicaria subsp. sativa (arugula), 2069 nucleotides. Lineage: Eukaryota; Viridiplantae; Streptophyta; Magnoliopsida; Brassicales; Brassicaceae. The record is from the annotation of a GenBank genome assembly.
AUGGAUCUGUACGAAAGAGACCAUUGGCGACUUAGAGUUGACAUUGACCCUUUUCUCUCUCUUUCAGUAGCCAUGGUUGCUCUGCGUUUCAUCUACUCAUCAUCUUUUCUUCUUCUUCUUAUUCAUCUCCUCACUCCUCAAGCUCAGCCUCACUCUCUCACUAAGCCCACCUCAAGAUUCUCGAUUCAAGAAGCUACUGUUGAUGACAUCAGACUUGCUUUCAGUGAGAAGAAACUGACAUCAAAGCAACUCGUUGAGUUCUAUCUCGAAGCAAUCUCCAAACUCAAUCCGUUACUACACGCAGUCAUUGAGACCAACCCAGAUGCGUUACUCCAUGCAGAGAUGGCAGACAGAGAACGCCAGCUCAAAGGCGUCACUAAGCUUCCAAUGUUGCACGGUGUUCCUGUUCUGCUCAAGGACAACAUAGCCACCAAAGACAAGCUUAACACAACCGCUGGUUCCUUUGCUCUGCUUGGCUCGGUCGUGCCUCGAGACGCGGGUGUUGUCAAGAGACUACGAAGAUCUGGUGCUGUGAUCUUGGGAAAAGCCAGUUUAAGCGAAUGGGCUAACUUCCGUGGUUUCAUCCCAAAUGGUUGGAGCGCACGUGGCCUCCAAGGAAAGAAUCCAUAUGUUUUAUCAGUAGAUCCAUUCGGGUCAAGUAGUGGAUCAGCUAUUUCUGUAGCAGCCAAUCUUGUGGCCGUGUCACUAGGGACUGAAACUGAUGGUUCCAUUCUUGCUCCAUCUAAUCAGAACUCGGUAGUUGGUAUUAAACCGAGUGUCGGGCUCACGAGCCGAGCCGGGGUGGUCCCUAUCUCCUUGAGACAGGACAGUGUUGGGCCGAUGUGUAGGACAGUUUCGGAUUCUGUUUAUCUUCUUGAUGCUAUUGUGGGUUAUGAUCCAUUGGACGAGGCCACGAAAACUGCUUCUAAGUACAUACCCAAAGGCGGUUACAAGCAGUUUUUGAGACGCAAUGGCCUCAAGGGUAAGAGAUUAGGGAUUGUAAUGGGCUCUCUUCCUGAUAAUCACAUCAAAACACUAAGACAAGAAGGAGCCAUCGUCAUUGAAAAUUUAACGUUACCAAUCACAGAUAGCGGUGAAGGAAUAGCACUUUUGGCUGAGUUCAAAAUCUCUCUUAACGCAUAUCUUAAAGAACUUGUGAAAUCACCAGUCCGAUCCUUAGCAGAUGUUAUUGCCUUCAACAAGAAAUUCAAAAAGGAAAAGGUGAAAGAAUGGGGAGAAGAAGUCUUCCUUGAAGCAGAAGCAACAAAUGGAAUGGGUGAUAAAGAAAAAGAAGCGUUGCUUUCAAUGAAAGAAGUUUCGAGGAAUGGAAUCGAAAAGCUAAUGAAAGAGAAGAAGUUAGAUGCUAUAGUGACAGAUGGUUUUAUGUUGAGCUCUGUCCUCGCCAUUGGAGGGUAUCCAGGAAUCAAUGUCCCUGCAGGAUAUGAUAGUGAAGGAGUUCCCUUUGGGAUUAGCUUUGGAGGGUUGAGAUUCUCUGAGCCAAAGCUCAUUGAGAUUGCCUAUGGCUUUGAACAAUCAACUCUCAUUAGGAAACCACCCAAAUUUAAACCUUGAGGGCACAUGGAAAGUUGAUAUUUGGGGAAAAAUACCUUGGUUUUAUGUACUUUUUAUUCGGAGACUAGAAAUAAUGUGCAUGACUUUUAUCAUUAUCAAUUGUCCGAUCCUUUUUUCCGCCUUCUCUUCAAGUUAAAAGUUCAAAUACUAUAUUAAGGGGGAGGGCAGAACUCUGGGCUAACAAAACAAGUUGAAAGUAUUAAUCUCAGUUGAAAUACUUAGUUGGAUUUAAAUAUAGUAUGUAAGUAUGAGAGAGGUAAACUGAGAUGAGAACAUUGUAUAUUGAGAAAAAAAUAGAUUCAAGGGCAAAGAGAUAGAGUGAUACCUCAAUGAAAGUAACAAGCAAAAAUAUGCUGAUUGUUAAUAAUAGCAGCAACAAUAGGCAUCCAAACUCAAAGUUCUAGAUUUGACAAAAUGAGCAUUAUCAUAUCCUAAUACAAAACAUUUAAACAUAGACACAACUAGCAUCACAGUAAUAUGUUUGAUAACACUCUGGG